AAAGAAGAAAAGGGGGCUACUCAGCCAAAAAGAAGAGAAAGAGAAAUCCUGUGAGGGAGGGCAAAAUCCUCAGUAUCCGUUUGGAACCAUCUCCUUUGCUUGAGGGUAACACAUCUCUCUCUUGGUCCCAAUGGCAGCUGGCAAAGCAAUAUGGAAACGUUUACACUAUAUGGGCAGGCAGCUUGCCUGUGGUUGUGAUAUCUGGAUUCGAAGCAGUGAAAGAAGCUGCAAUCAACCAUUCGGCAGAUUUUGAUGAACGACCAGUGACUCCUUUCUUCGAAGCCAUAGCAAAAGAAAAAGGCAUCGUAUUUUCGAAUGGCCACAUCUGGAAGCAACAGAGGAAGUUUGGGCUGGUCACCAUGCGGAAGCUGGGACUGGGGAAGAAAGGCAUAGAGUACCAAAUAGAAGAGGAGGCCCAUCAGCUGGCCCAAGCCUUUGCAGAUGCAAAAGGACAGCCGCUUGACCCUGUGUUACCCAUCACUAAUUCUGUCACCAAUGUGGUCUGUAGUCUGAUCUUUGGCCAGCGGUUUUCCAUUGAAGAUGAAGAUUUCCACAAGCUGAGAGACGCCUUAUUUGAUUUCAUAAAUUUUACAGCAACACUUUACCAUAUUCUGUACGACCUCUUCCCAUGGCUCCUGAAACAUCUCCCAGGACCUCAGAAGAAGGCCAUUGACGGCCGUGAGUUUGUAGCUUCCUUUGCAAGGAAGGAGAUACAAAAGCAUAAGGUGCACGAGGCCACGCACGAGCCACAGGAUUUCAUUGACUACUAUCUACUUCAGAUAAAGAAAAGCAGGAGGGACCCCAAUUCUACCUACGACGAAGAGAACCUGGUGCAGUGCAUUUUAGACCUGUUUGCUGCCGGCACAGAAACGACAACCACCACGGUUAGCUGGGCGUUGCUCGUCAUGGCAAAUUAUCCCGAUAUUCAAGAAAAAGUACAGAAGGAGAUAGAAAACGUUUUUGGUUCCUCUCAGUCAUUUACCUACCAAGAUCGGAAGAAAGUGCCCUACACCAAUGCUGUGAUUCAUGAGAUCCAACGUUUCAAAUAUAUCUUAUUGUUUGGAAUCCCCAGACAAUGUUCAAAGGAUGUGAACCUGUUUGGUUUUUUCAUUCCAAAGGGGGCCACUGUCCUUACAGAUCUCCGCUCGGUUCUUCUUGAUCCUAAGCAAUGGGAGAAACCUCAUGAGUUUAACCCGAAUCAUUUUUUGGACAAGGAUGGAAAUUUUGUGGAGAGACAAGCAUUCCUUCCAUUUGGAGCAGGGGCCCGUGUGUGUCUGGGGGAGCAGCUGGCAAGGAUCGAAAUCUUCAUCAUCUUCACCAGGCUGCUGAGGACGUUCACCUUUCGGCCACCAGAAGGAAUGAAAAAGAUCAAGGACGAAGUUAGAAUACGAUUGGCUACCGCUCCCUGUCCUUAUAAGGUUUGCGCUGUUCCCCGCAAUGACGGAUCAUAAGCCAUCAAUGUAUUUAGAGGAGCCGAUUUGUUUUUGUUCCGAUCCAUUUGAUGUUCAUUCAUUGAAACACAAUCUAACAUGGUGCGAACUGUUGCUGAAGCCUGUUCAUUCUGUCUUUUGCUUUCUCCAUUUGGUUAGAGCUGUUUAGAGAAGGGAUUCAGAGAAAUCUGGCAUUUGUUGCAUGCUUAUUAUCGCCUAAUAAAUGCAAGUGUU
This is a messenger RNA of Heteronotia binoei (common prickly gecko), 1664 nucleotides long. Its product is annotated as cytochrome P450 2J2-like. The record is from RefSeq and is a predicted model, not a curated record. The transcript is spliced from 8 exons. Gene Ontology annotation, molecular function: oxidoreductase activity, acting on paired donors, with incorporation or reduction of molecular oxygen, reduced flavin or flavoprotein as one donor, and incorporation of one atom of oxygen; iron ion binding; heme binding. Gene Ontology annotation, cellular component: cytoplasm; intracellular membrane-bounded organelle. Bases 360 to 1451 code for a protein of 363 amino acids. Lineage: Eukaryota; Metazoa; Chordata; Lepidosauria; Squamata; Gekkonidae. Gene Ontology annotation, biological process: xenobiotic metabolic process; arachidonate metabolic process.